Molecule: messenger RNA, 1125 nt
Organism: Misgurnus anguillicaudatus (oriental weatherfish)
Lineage: Eukaryota; Metazoa; Chordata; Actinopteri; Cypriniformes; Cobitidae
Source: RefSeq, a predicted model, not a curated record
GGAAAAGGCAGAGCUCUGCUCUGAUAAGGUUUCCUGCAAAAUCUUUGGCAGUCAGUGAACACUCUGCAGUUCCAUGGUCUCUGAUCAUUUGAUUUCUGUGUUUAUCAGAAGUACCAGCCAACUUAAGACGAUAAGUUCGUACACCAGCUGCUACAAUGGCAAGCAUGCGAUUUCCUGCAUUGCUCUUUGUACUUUUCUACAGUGUGCUAUUGGCUAUAGCUGAUGAAGUGAUAAAAUUAGACAGGUUUCCUGAAUUUGUGGAUUACAAAAGAUGUCGGGAUAAGAUGCUUCAAAGAGUAAUAAAACCAGGAGGUCUGCUGCAAACAGAGCUCAACACCAAUGAAGAUUUUAAGUUGAUGUGGAAAGCUAAUGCAACAUGUGGGACGAAGAUUCCAGGUGUAACACAAGAGCACAUGGCUGCAUUGAAGAGCUAUGCAGAUGCUAAUGAAAAAUUUCAUAAAUCUUUCAACACACAACUUUAUAACAAGGGCACGAACAUCACAAUGUUCCAAGAUCAGUUUUCCUUCAAAUCUCUUCACUUCCUACUGACAGAUGGCAUGCAACUUUUAAGCAAUGAAACCAUGACAUGUCAAAAUGUGUAUUCUGGCACAGAUAAAAAGUACAAUAUAGCAGUUAAAGAUGUAAUCAGAUUUGGUAGUUUUCUUCCAGCAAAACUGUUGUUUAAUGUUGCAUUUGAGGAUGCAGUAGACAGCGAUGGGACCAUUUUUAAAAUCACUUCUUGUACUGUGGUCAGUCUUGAUGAAAGUGGGUGUGGGUCAGAGGAAAUCGAUCUGCUAAUAUCCCCCAAUGAAGCUUUUGAUGUUGAGGACAUCAGGAAAGCUGGCCCCAAAGGUGAAGAAAUUACAAUGGUCGUCUUAAAGCCAUUUGCUUCUCACAGGUCCUUUGACUGUAGCGACCUGUUCAGCUCGUCCACAUCUGAUGAAUCCUCUUCUAAAUUUCUGAUGACUGUCUUUUUGAUGGUGUGCAUUUACACACUGGCUCUGUAAAUAUAUAAAUAAUUCUGUAUUGUCUUGAAGAUUCCUAAAAAUUAAAACCAUCAUUAAUUUUCUUUAAAAAAUACCCAGUCUUCCUUUGUGUUUGAAAAUAAGAUAAUUUUUAAUACCA